Messenger RNA from Pocillopora damicornis (cauliflower coral), 843 nucleotides. Its product is annotated as protein argonaute-2. The record is from RefSeq and is a predicted model, not a curated record. Gene Ontology annotation, molecular function: protein binding; RNA binding. Lineage: Eukaryota; Metazoa; Cnidaria; Anthozoa; Scleractinia; Pocilloporidae.
UUGUACUUUCUGUCAACCAAAAUGGCGGACAGCCGAUUAUGUUCGCUUUCGUGCGAGAAAUAACACAUUUUGAAGGGUUUGCUGAAGGGAAUCUACUUUGAGUACUUUUAAAUAAAAAAAGAAGCUUUUUAAUCGCGGAAGUGUAAAAUAUUUUUUCUUAGAAACGACGUUUUCCUGGAAUCAUCACAGUGUUGCUUUCUGAGAAGUGAUGGACGUCGUCUGAUUGGCCUUCUUGUGGAGUAUACGUCAUGGUUAUUCCCGAGGAAGAAACGCAGAGACAAGGGAAAGGAAAAAAUAAACGCAAAGGUAAGGGACGUGGAAGAGGACGAGGAAGAGGACAAGAUUUACCAUCUAACCCUGGCAGGACUGAACAUGUUGGGAAGGCUCCUGAGGCGGAUAGGAAAACAACCGAGGAGGAGCCAGGUUGUAUAAAUCGUACGGAUUCAACAGCUGAUUUUGAUGAGAAACCUGCCACUGGUGCGUGCGGUAAUUCGACAAAUGGUACCGUUGUUGAUAAAGUAGGACAGGAGGAAAGCUUCCCCUCUACCAGCGGAGAGACGACAACAGUUGAGGAACACAGUCAAAGGGGAAGUUCUUCGGGUGAAACACCAUCAAAGUCUAAAAAGACCAAAGGAAAACAACGCGGUACACAAUCAAGUCCUCCUGACGAUAAAGGCAAAGCUUCCACUUUGCCUCCGGGUGCAGCAGCAGCUGAUGCUUCGUCGACAAAAACUGUUGGUGGUACCACCCCAUCUUCAGCUGCUGUUACAAGCAGUACAGCGGCAGUGGACAGAGAAGUUGAAGAUGUGACUAAAAAGCUAGGUUCUUCUCUGGGAAGUGGAG